AUGCUGCUGCUGCAGCAGGGGGGAGGAGACAGGGCGUUGCUGGCAAAAGGAGACACUUGGAGACACCCCGCUUCUCCUAUCUCCGCCAUUGGUUAUAAACUCGAGCCGCUGCUGCAGCAAACGGAGACACCCCACAGCCGCAAGCUGCAGCAGCAGCAGCAGCAGCAGCAGCAGCAGCAGCGGCAGCAGCAGCAGCAGCAGGAGCAGGAGCUGAGGGAGCGGGAGCUGCUGCGGCUCACUCUAAAGGAAAUCCUAAAUGAGGAGGCUAUUGCUGCUUCUGCUGCUGCUGCUGCUGCAGUGCAGCAGCAGGUAGAUGCUGCUAUAGCAGCAGAACUUGCUGCUGCAGCGGGAACCGAUCCCGCCCCACGAUCCCGCCGAAGGCCCCUAUCAAACAAGCGCGAGCAGCAGCUGCAGCAGCAGCAGCAGCAGCAGCAGCAGCAACAACAGCAGCAGCAAAGACAUCAGCAGCAGCAGCAGCAGCAGCAAAAGCUGCAUCAACAGCAACAGCACCAGAGGCAGCAACAGCAGCAGAGACAGCAGCAACAACAGCAGCAGCAACAGCAAAGACAGCAAAUGCAGCAGCAGAAGCAGCAGCAUCAGCAGCAACAGAGACAGCAGCAGCAGCAGAAGCAGCAGCAGCAAAGAGAAGCAGGCAGGAGACAAUCAAGAACCCUGCAGCAGCUGCCGCUGCUAAAAGGAGACAGUCCAUCGAUACAACUCAUACACCCCACAGCUCCACACUUCGGAGACACCUCUCAGCAGCAGCAGCAGCAGCAGCAGCAGCAGCAGAUGCAGCAGAAGCAACAGCUGCGGCAGCAGAAAGAGCUACCACAGCAGCAGCAGAAGCAGCAGCCGAAGCAACCACUGCAGCAGCAGCAGCAACAGCAGCAGCAGCAGCAACGAAAGGAGCAACAACCCCCGCACCAGCACCAUCAUCAUCACCAUCCUCAGCAGCAGCAGCAGCAGCAGCAACAGCAGCAGCAGCAGCAGCAGCAGGAGGAGCAGCAGCAGGAUGUGGUGGUGGUUGACUUUGCUGCCUUCGAUGCUGCUGAGGUGUAUACGGAUAGGGUGUUAGUGGGGUGGGGUUGCAGCUCCGAGGAGACAGCAGCAAUAAGGAGACAGGCAAACAAGCGUCUCUCUUCUGCAGCAGCACGUCCCCUCCCUGCUGCUGCUGAUGUCACUCCUGCUGUCUCCUUCGCCACCAGCAGCAGCAGCAGCAACAGCAGCAGCAGCAGCAGCAGCAGCAGCAGCAGCGGCAACAGAGACACAAAGGUACGAAUGAACAGCAACGAAGGCAGCAGCAGCAGCAGCAGCAGCAGCAGCAGCAGCAGUCCGUCUCUAUACGUCCCCCCGCAGCUGCCUCUCAACCCAGAAGCAUUUGCUGCACGAGAGAUAGCAGCAGCAAGAGCAGCAGCAGCAGCAGCAGCAGCAACCGCAGCAACAGCAGCAGGCAGAGGGGGGCCCUUCAGGGGGGCCCCCCAGGGUACACUCGAUUUUGCUGCUGGGGGGUGGAGAGAUAAAUACAGCAGCAAAGACAAGGAGACACACAAACAAAGAAAGCUUGCUGCUCACAGCAGCAGCAGCAGCAGCAGCAGCAGCAGCAACAGCAACAGCAGCAGCAGCAGCAGCAGCAGCAGCCUCUCGCCGGGUGCAGAAGCUGAAGCUGACGGAGACAGCAAAGGAGACAAAAGGAGACAGAUUCGAGCCAGAAGGCUGCAGAUGCUAGAGGAAGCAGCAAAGGUAACGGGGGCCGUAAUAAAAGAAGUGAGGUCCAUAUACACCCGAAAAAUAUCAGCAGCACAGCCUGCUGCUGCUGCUGCUUCUGCUGCUGCUGCUGCUGCUGCUGCUGCUGCUGCUGCUGCUCCCUCUCGCCGGGUGCAGAAGCUGAAGCUGACGGAGACAGCAAAGGAGACAAAAGGAGACACCUCAGCAGCAACGGAGACAGCAGCAACAUCUUCUCUUUUGUAUGAAUCCCCUGAGCUCUGUGGGGUGGACCUUCUAACCCUAGACUACCCCGAAGCAGCAGCAGCAAACAGCAGCAGCAGCAGCAGCAGCAGCAGCAGCAGCAGCAAGAGGAGGAGAAUAGUGAAAGAGGAUUUGUUGCAUCUGCAGCAGUUCCUGCAGCAGCUAGCUGCAGCAAAAGGAGACACCAGAGACAGACGCAUUUUGUUUGUCUCCCCCGACGCCCCCAUCAGAGCGCAGCGUAAACCCCAGCUGCUGCAGCACCAGCAGCAGCAGCAGCAGCAACAGCAGCAGCAGCAACAGCAGCAGGAGGAGGAGCAGCAGCAGCAGCAACCGCAACGAAAACCUGCAGCAGCAGCAACCGCUGCAGCAGUGCCACCAGCACCAGCAGCACCAGCAGCAGCAUCAGCAGCAGGAGAAGCAGCAGAAGCAGCAGCAGCAGCAGCAGCAGCAGCAGCAGCAGCAGGAGAGUCUGGUGCUGGUGUCUCCUUUGGAUUGAGUGUCCCUCGUCGUCUGCAGAAUAAGUCGAUCGAGCUGUCUCCUUUUGAGUCCCCUGCAGCAGCAGCAGCAGCAGCAGCAGCAGCAGCAGCAGGAACAGCAACAGCAGCAGCAGCAGAAGCAUCAGCAUCCGGAGCACCGAACGACCCUCUGUUUAGUUUACAGUGGGCAUUGGGGGCCCCCCUGCCUCAGGGGGGCCCCCAAGCUGCUGCUGCAUGCGAAGAGGGUACUGCAGCAGCAAUCCUGGGAUCGAGUUGGGGAUCGCCUUGGCUCAUAAGGAACGACCUGCUGCGCUCUCAGCUGCUGAAGAUAAAGAAGAGAAGGAGACAGCAGCAGCAGCAGCAGCAGCAGCAGCAGCAGCAGGAGCAGCAGCAGAGGAGACAGCAGCAGCAGGUGUCUCCUCCUCCCCCCCUGGGAUCGAUAUGCUGA
Molecule: messenger RNA, 2889 nt
Organism: Eimeria mitis
Lineage: Eukaryota; Apicomplexa; Conoidasida; Eucoccidiorida; Eimeriidae
Product: subtilase family serine protease, putative
Exons: 4
Coding region: 1-2889 (962 amino acids)
Biological process (GO): regulation of transcription by RNA polymerase II
Cellular component (GO): nucleus
Molecular function (GO): transcription cis-regulatory region binding
Source: RefSeq, a predicted model, not a curated record